AUGCUACGACUACAUUUGGCGGUAUAUUUCUAUCUUUGCACAGUUGUUGCUUUCGAAAAUUGGCCACUUCUUUCAGAAAAUCAGGAUGAUGCGUCGCGUGCCCAGCGUGACAUGUCCGAGAACAUUCCAAUCGACCAAUUGGGCCUAAGUGGUUUGUCUCUAAAUCAGUUGGUGUUUGAACCAUACGGAUACAAUUUUGCUGCUCUCAACGAGUUGCUGAUGAUUCUUUCUGGCAAGGUGGGGGCGCUUAUGUUAGAUAUGUACUGGAACGAGUUUACUCAGACCUGGCAACUUUGUCCUGCUCCAUUUCCAAAUAAUCUGACAGGAAACUUGACAAACACAGUGGAUGUGUCCUGGAACGGCAAGACAUACCAAUGCGAGCCAGGUCUUUCUCCUGCGGACGUCAUGGCGACUAUAACGCAGUACUUUCGGACUUCAAAUGUCAAGGUCACUGCCAAUAUGGUGCUCUUACUCUUGAACUUGAAAAGCAUCUACUACGAGCCGGUGGCUACGGCCACGAACAGAACUUACAACUCCACAUCUACACGGCUAGAUUCCAUUCCAUCCGGGUACGAAUCGCCGGAUCCUUCGUAUUUGCUGGUUGGAAACUCCACGUUGGCGCAGUCUGUAUCGGGACUAGGAAGCUGGCUGUUCAUGCCGCUGGAACUCCAAGUAUUUUCUGAAUCUUCGCCUAGUGGCAACUACACUAACUACUACUCUUCUGAGUACCCCACCCAAUACGAUUUCCUAUUCAAUUUGUUCAAGAGAACUAUGGUUAGUGUCGUCAACAACGAUCUACGUCUGUCGAACAAAGGUUACAACAUAUCCAGCUUGGACAAGGAUACCAUUUUUGUUCCUACAGAAGACGAUUUCGAGCCGACGUUUGUCAAUUCCUCGGACAUUGGCAUUCUUACUAAUUGCUCAAGAUUACGACAUUCGGCAUUCGACCCAUCACUCUUUUCUGUGAUAGUUGGGCAAUCACGUUUCAGAACAGUUGUCGACAGCCUGAGCACUCCGUUCACCAACGACAGUUUGCAAAUGUGGACCGAAUGUGGCUUCAACACUGUUCUUAACGCAAGUUACAAGUCGUAUGAAUCGCAGAUCGGAGACAGAACCAAUAACACAGCAGACCAGUUGGGUGCAAUCUUCAACAACUUCGUGCCGCUCCAAUACUGGUCUUGGGCACCAAAUCAACCCAACAUAGCGAAGGAAAAUACAACCAGUGCCACCAAUGACGAUGAUUCAGACACUGAAGACAACCAAUUUGAGAGUACCACCAACGCCCAAUUCGCGUUCAAGUGCAUUGCUAUGACGUCUCAGGGAUGGACUAUGAGUAAUUGCUACGAUAAGUAUCGGUUAGCAUGUCAGCGCAUGGAUAACCCGUUCGAUUGGACGAUUCUGUCGUCGCUUUCCACAUAUUUUGACUCCAGUGAUAACAAAUGUCCAGAAAACUACGCCUUCGGUCUUCCGCAACUGAGUAUCGAACAGGGAGCAUUGUGGACAUUUCUCGACUCGAGAAAUAUUCUGGCACCGGUGUGGAUUGAUCUCAACGAUAUUACUGUGACGGGUUGUUAUGUGACAGGUGGACCUUAUGCUGAGUGUCCAUACACGAAGAUAGUGACGACCCUGAAUUUGAUUCGUCAGAUUGCACCUAGUGUAGUUGUUGCUUUUGUCAUUAUCUUGUUGGUUUUUUGGGAGAAGUUUUUCCUUAGGACUCCUGUCCAUUCCAACAGGAAGCAUUAUUGGAAGAGAGCCAUCAAUCAGUACUACAAGGAGAACGAGUACGAGGGCGUGCCUUCGUAG
Sungouiella intermedia is the source of this 1803-nucleotide messenger RNA. The record is from the annotation of a GenBank genome assembly. NCBI's taxonomy places the organism in Eukaryota, Fungi, Ascomycota, Pichiomycetes, Serinales, Metschnikowiaceae.